UAGAUUUGUAGUUGGUCAGUUGAGUGCGGUAACUUGCGGCAAGCGGACGUGUCUUUCUUCGCAGACUGUGGAUCUAGACGGUUUGAGGCGAUCAAGCGUUGUGUGUGCGCUGCCGAGUGCGAACGUAGCGAUUGAUGUGUUUUGUUUUUGCUCUCAUGCGAAUAUAGAAAUGAGGAAAUAAAUACAUGCGUUUGACAAAAAGAGAAAACACAAUUAAAAGUGACAAGUCUGCGAUGUGUUUUGCAUAAAUUUGCUUAGAAUACAACAACAAAGCCGUACAAAAAUUAAAAGAAAAAUUGUGAUUUAAAUAAAAUAAACCAAGUAUAUAGUGAGAGAGAAGGGGUGCAGAAGAAACACGCGCAAAGAAUAUAGAAAGUGACCUUUGGCAAAGCAUAAAUUUCGACGCGGUAGCAAGUAUUCGAAAGCGAGUGACAAGCUGGAGCCGUCGAUAACGGUGGAUACUCCCGCAAAAUCAAAAUAAACGCUGCGCAAUCAAUGCAAGGUCGCGUGUAUGCAGCUGUAUAGCAUAACCACCUGAGCCGUCAAUCCCACAGAUAGGAACACGACAGCAGUUAGAAUAAAUUUACGUCUGUGACUGGAAGUAGUGCCCGCAGUUGGAGAAGUGCGCUCAUGAUGACAACCCGCCAACAUAGUUUCCGAUGGCGCCUGCUUAUAACGGCCAUAGUUUUGCUAAGCGGCAGUCUGUUGCCAGCAGCAUAUGGUUUCCCCUUUAUAUUCAACACCAACCGUAAAGUGAUCAACUGGACUGUGCCGGCGGAUGACUGGGAAAUCAAUGCCGCGCCGCGCAGCAUUACACCGCACGUGGAAUUGAAAAAAUUUCCGAACCGCACCAACACCGAACCCGCACUGAGCGAUGAAGACUUUCUGGCGCGUUUGCGCCAAAUCAAGCGAAAUGAGUCAACGGCGCGCAUGUUGUGGUAUGACACCACACCGGAUGGCCUCAGUUAUCCACCCUUUGUGGACAAGGCGCUGAAGCUGUUCAAUCUAAAGCAGGUGGCGUUCGAGAUCGAGAACAGCGUAAUGUCCAAGGUUUCAUGUACCGCCUGUAAAGCUGGCGCCGGCCUAUUGCAGCACUACAUACGCGCUGGUAAAACCGAGGCGCAGAUCAUUAAAUUGAUUUACGAAUUCUGCGUUAAUCUGAAUAUACAAAGUCCACGCGUGUGUGAGGGCGUGUCGACGCUCUUCGGCAGUGAAGUGAUUUAUGUGCUGCAACGCGUCAAUCUUGGACCAGAUGAGAUUUGCAGUUUUGUGAUCGGUGACGCUUGUGGCGAUGUGUACAAUCCCUAUCAUGAGUGGGAAGUUAUCUUUCCGCCAGUGCCAAAACCACCAGUUGCCGAGUUGGGUAUGCCAAAAGAGGCGGCGCCAUUCUUCAAAGUGCUUCACAUAUCAGAUACACACUACGACCCCCACUAUGUGGAGGGUUCCAAUGCUAACUGCAACGAACCGUUAUGUUGUCGUCUGAGUAGUGGACGUCCCUCGAACCCCAACGAUGCGGCUGGGAAAUGGGGUGACUACCGCAAGUGCGAUACACCCAAACGCACGGUGGACAAUAUGUUGGAGCAUAUCGCCGAUACGCACAAAGAUAUUGACUAUAUACUGUGGACGGGUGAUCUGCCGCCACACGAUGUUUGGAACCAAACCAAGGAGGAGAACUUGGAGAUUAUCAAGGAGACUGUGCGUCAGAUGACAGAAAAGUUUCCCGGCAUACCAAUUUUCCCAGCGUUGGGCAAUCACGAAAGUGCGCCGGUGAACAGUUUUCCGCCGCCGUAUGUGAACCAAGUGGACAUCUCCAUAUCAUGGCUGUACGAUGAGUUGGAUGUGCAAUGGCGUCGUUGGCUGCCACAAAGUGUUUCGCAUACAGUGCGUAGAGGCGCGUUCUAUUCGGUGCUCGUACGGCCAGGUUUCCGUAUUAUAUCGCUCAAUAUGAAUUAUUGUAAUAACAAAAAUUGGUGGCUACUGCUCAAUUCAACAGAUCCGGCGACAGAGCUGCAAUGGUUCAUAUAUGAGCUGCAGAGCGCCGAGUUUUCCAACGAGAAAGUACAUGUGAUCGGUCACAUACCGCCAGGCCAUCCAGAUUGUUUGAAGGUCUGGUCACGCAAUUUCUAUCGCAUUAUUUCGCGUUACGAAAGCACCAUAACCGCACAGUUCUAUGGACACACACACUUUGACGAGUUCGAAAUGUUCUACGAUCCACACGAUCUCAGUCAUCCCACAAGCAUAGCAUAUAUUGGCCCAUCCGUAUCACCUUACUAUGAUCUUAAUCCAGGCUAUCGUGUCUACUAUGUUGAUGGUGAUCAUGACACUACCACACGUUUGGUCGUGGAUCACGAGUCUUGGAUCAUGAAUUUGAAAGAGGCAAAUCUUUACGACUAUCCCAUAUGGUAUAAGUUGUAUACCACACGUGCUGCGUACAAUAUGAAGGCACUCAGACCGGCGGAUUGGAGCAACUUAAUCGAUGAGAUGGCGAAUAAUCAGGAGUUAUUCGAUUUGUAUUAUAAAAACUAUUGGAAGAACUCGCCCAUACGUCCUGUUUGCGACGCCGAAUGCCGGAAACGUAUGUUGUGCGAUUGCAAGAGCGGUCGCUCGCACGACAGACGGCACUUCUGCGAGGACGUUGAGGCGAAAGUGGACGAUGGAACGCCGAAAUCAUGGAAGUCAUGGCUGUACCGUGGCCUAACGAAUUCUUAUAGUCUGAUCUCGUCCAUUACGUACCUGCCCAAAUACCUGAUGGGCUUCGGCUGAGCUGCAGCUGACGCCGGUGAGAUACGACGUAAGCAUCGGGAACACCUGCUGAAUCCUCAAAUAAAGGCCAAAAUGGACGUUCAACACGAAUCGAAUGGAGGGAGACCACAGAGAUGUGUGUACAUAUAGCAAAUUGAGAAAUUCUCCUGUAAAAGUGCAAACAAACCAACUCAUUCGCAAAUUACAUGUAUUUUAUUUUUUAAUUACAUAUAUAAGUAGCGCAAGUUUAAGUGUAUGUGUGUAUAUUAGUUAUGUGAUUAUUAGCAUUAAGUAUAAAAUACUUUUAGUUAGUGCAUUAAAUCUCCAAUUUAAUCAAAGCAAAAAAAUUAACUAAAAUUUAAACUAAUACUUAUCACACGUUUAGUUGUCUCUAAUACUCGAAAUUUCUUAUUUCCAAAAACGAUUUUGGCCCGUUCGCCCAUUUUGUUAAUUGUAAAUUUUAAGUUAUUCAUAAUUUUUAGCCACACAGUCAUAGCUAACAGUAAACGCACACACACGCACACACACAGUCAUAAAGUAAGCAUUGCGAACCAUGUCGUACACACAUGCCCGCACACCUGCAAAUACACUCAUACCGUUAGUUACAAUGUGAAUGGAAUAACAAUGUGCAUAUACUCGUAUAUAAGUUAUAGCUAAAUUAGGCUUAAUGUCGAAGUAAAUAAAAAAAAAUAGUUUAAAUUGAA
Molecule: messenger RNA, 3446 nt
Organism: Zeugodacus cucurbitae (melon fly)
Lineage: Eukaryota; Metazoa; Arthropoda; Insecta; Diptera; Tephritidae
Product: sphingomyelin phosphodiesterase
Exons: 7
Coding region: 631-2763 (710 amino acids)
Biological process (GO): ceramide biosynthetic process; sphingomyelin catabolic process
Cellular component (GO): lysosome
Molecular function (GO): acid sphingomyelin phosphodiesterase activity
Source: RefSeq, a predicted model, not a curated record